Molecule: messenger RNA, 1387 nt
Organism: Oppiella nova
Lineage: Eukaryota; Metazoa; Arthropoda; Arachnida; Sarcoptiformes; Oppiidae
Source: the annotation of a GenBank genome assembly
AAAAGCCACGGAAAAGGUUUGUCCGAAAGUGUUUGAGUCGAAGUCGUGUCAAAUGAGUCCACAAACGGAGGACAGAGCGAUGCAAACGUUGAGCGAAACGGUGCCUAAAAAAGUGCUGAAAUCCAUUUCAACCCAAUUCUGUGUCUCACAAACCAAUCAAAGCAUUCAGACCGUGGAUGUUGUUGUCAAUGAUGAUACCAAUGCUGACAAACCCAGUGACAACUGUUGCUCAUCUAAUAAUUGCUGUUUCCAUAAGUUUAUUCAUACCAUUCCCUGUCAUUCACUGCAAACAUUCCUCAAACAAAUGGUUGAAUUCAAAGAUAAUGCCAUCAAUAAAGAGAAUCAAUUGACUGUUAAUCAAGCAACUGAUCCAAGUUCUGGAGAGACAAUUGUGGCGAGUGAGCCAUCAGUGAAUGCCAAACAAAGUCAGGAUUCAGUGAUAGUGAUUGAAAAGCCAACGAUUGAGAAGCAAAACGUUGAAGAGAUUGAAGAGGAAAAGAAAGUGAGAGGAAGAGUGACUUCUAAGAGGGGUUCCAUUGAAUCCAACAAAAGAUCUAAAAAACUGAAAACUGCUGAACCGGUGGUUGACUUAAAAGACAAUGAAGUGAUCGAAGAAAAUAAAGAUUUUUUAAAGAUCUUGGAGUUGAAUGAAAACCCAAAGAGUAAUGAGAAUGUCAUGAAUGAGCCAAAUAAGCCAAAGGGCAAGAAAAGAGUGGCUAAACCGAAGUCCAAACAGAAGGCAACCGUCGAGGAGUCGAGUGCCGAAGAAGACAAUACUGUGGCCGACAAAGAGGUUCCCAAAAGUAAAGCAAAUGUACGAAAGAGUGUUAAGAAAAGCAAUCAAACAAUUAAUGCCAAGAAAACAGCAAAUAUGAGAUCUGUCGAGGAAUCAGCUGAAGGACUAGCCGACGAUAAUGUGUUUGCUUUUGAGGACAAACCUGAAGACAAUGCGGUUGUGAAGCAAACGGCAAAACGUAAAGCCGUGGCCAAGAAGUCCACUAAAACCAAAGCUAAUGCUAUGGACGAAGAACCGGAAACAGAUAAAGAGAUGCCUUUAGAAGUGAACGAAAGGAACAGCAGAAGACGACAACUGAUUUCUACCGAUUCCGAGGAUUUGGAAAAACUGAAGAUGAAAACCACAAAAUCAAUGCCAAAACAUUCAACGGCCAAAAAGCCAGAUAAGGAAGUGUUUAAGCGUCCAGCCUCUCCCACGCCCUCCGAUGUGUCGGACAUAUCGAUGGCGUCGUCGACCUCAUCGCGAACCAGAAGCUCAUCCGCUCGAAAGAACAAAAGUUUGGACGACAAACAGAAAAAGAAGAUUCAAAGCGUUUGUCGGACACUGAAUGCAGAAGCAGUGGAGGAGUGGUCCGAUCGCGUCACACAUCUC